Caenorhabditis remanei is the source of this 561-nucleotide messenger RNA. RefSeq lists its product as uncharacterized. Bases 1 to 561 code for a protein of 186 amino acids. NCBI's taxonomy places the organism in Eukaryota, Metazoa, Nematoda, Chromadorea, Rhabditida, Rhabditidae. The transcript is spliced from 3 exons. The record is from RefSeq and is a predicted model, not a curated record.
AUGCAGAAUCUCAAAGAGCUACAUACUGCGGAAGCAGAAGAUCAAGAUUUAGAGAAGAAUUCAACAAAAGUCGAGAAAUUCCCGAUCUCGACAAUCAUCUUCACAGUGAUUAUUCUGUUCAUCGCUGCUUUAUUCUUAUUCCUAGGUGUCACUGAUUACAAAACUUGUCCAGAAGAUCCACGAAUAUACAUCUGGUUGAAUAUCGUUGCAAUUCUGUUAUUCCUCGAGAGAAUUAUUUCUGUCACUCAUGUUUAUACCAGAGUAUGGUUCAACAAUAACUGUCCAGAACCGACAGGUAUGCUAGUCGACAAGUCAGUCAUGAAAAAAUGGAUGAAGAAGCACGACCAGUUGAAUAGAAGACCGUUGUUCCCUGAUCUUAUCUGGCUGAUUAUGGUUUUUUUGUCGGCCAUCGGAUUUGUGUGGCUUCGUGUGUUGCCUUCUGGAAGUUCUUGUGACGAUUUGAUUUUCUAUUCCGUCGUUACCUUCAGCAGCAUCAUUCUUUCAGCAACGAUUCUAUUUCUAAGUUUCAUUUGUUUCGAAUGUUGUCUCAGAAAAGACUGA